Molecule: messenger RNA, 2208 nt
Organism: Drosophila albomicans
Lineage: Eukaryota; Metazoa; Arthropoda; Insecta; Diptera; Drosophilidae
Exons: 6
Coding region: 207-1718 (503 amino acids)
Source: RefSeq, a predicted model, not a curated record
AAUCUUACAUCCAAUGUUGCCAAUCGGUUAAAUAGCUAAUGGUGAAAUACACUUGUACUCGAUGCCGAACGAUACUACUCUAUAUAUAUCAAUUCCAUUGCACAGCUUCGAUAUUGCGCGCAUUUCUAAAAAAUUGUUUCGUUUAAGAUUGAUGAAUCCGGGUUAUUAUUCAGCCAAAGACCUCUUGGCAAUCAACUAAUGCUGUGAUGGCGCCGGCACGAAAGACGCGCUCCGAACAAAACACGAUAAUAAAUGCGCUAACUGAUAAAACUCUAGCGGCAAAUAUAAUGAAAACAAUGCCAAAGGCGAAGGGAGUAAAGCACAAUGAGCAGCAGGAAACUUCCUCCUAUGAAAAGCGAACAACUCGCAAGCAAUCGUCAGAGGCAGAGCAACCGCAGCGCUCGUUGAGGAAACGUCUCGAAUCCGUGGGGAUGGAUCGGUCACAGUUCAAAGAAACGAGAAAGCGAACCAUGUCAAGCGAGGCGCUGCAACAGCAGGAGAAUGAGCAGCCGGCAGUUGUUGCCAAGCUGAAGCAACGCAAGCAACAGCCUUCAAGUAAAACUCGAUCUCGCAAAGAAUCGACAGCAUCCACAUCGACUGAGGAGUCCGAGCCGCGUAUUGCAAGCAAACGUAGCAAGAAAACCCCUGCAGCAAGCCAUAAGAAUGGAUUGCAUAUGCAGUUGGAAGCGUUUGAGGAAGAAUUGGCCAAUGCCAACAACAACCAUACGGAGGCAACAAAAACAAAUAUCGUUAAGCUAACCAAAGCAACAACUUGUUAUACGAAUAACAAUAAUAAUAGCGAUUAUAUUGACAUGGAGGCUGAGAAGGAAUACAAUCGAGUUGUGCAACGCAAAACAGAGGAGCUGAGGGCAUUGAAUGACGCAUUAGUUGUUCCACCAGUGGAGGUAGCCAAAGUCGGUUACACGCACGAUCAGCUCAAGCAGUUUCUGCUCAACUCGAGUAUCGCCAACAGCUUCCCCAAUGCUCUGCAGGAACAGGGCACUAGUCAGAUGCUUCGUGGCCUAAUUGACGGAGUGUCUUCAUUGGAGGCAUUACAGCUAGAUGAACUGCUCGAUCUGUAUCAUUUGGGUAUUAUGAUGCAGCAUUAUGAGCUGCUGAACACGCAUUGCAUGGGGUAUCGUUGCGAGCUCUUGGAGAUCGUUUGUGAUCUGGCAUCUGAGCUGGAACCUCAAGAUGCCGAUAUGAUCGGCAUGAGCUUGUGUGAUCGAUUUGUGAUGGGCACAGGAAGAACGCGUAUGGAGUGCGUGAUCGAUAUGCACAGCUCGAUUGUGCAACUCAUUAAGAUGGGCGACGAGAUCAAUCGUCGUAUUGCCAUGACAAUAUUGCUGGCCACAUUCUCAAAGGUCUCCGGUCAACCGAUUCCGGAAAAAGAGAAUGAUGUGAUCAUGCAAGCUUUCGAAAUGGCACAGAAAGUGAACUGGACACAUCUGUCGACAUCGGGAUGCGAGGCGGAUGUGUUUGUUCUCGUUCGCAGCUUUGGUUUGAUUCUCAAUACGCAAGAGAAUCGUCGUCCACAUUGCGAUUGGGAUAGGCAAAUGGGCAGCGAAAUUCACAAGUAUUUCAUGACAGUAUUGCGCACUGUGCGCUUCUCCAAAAACUAUAAUUUCUUUGCCAUGAUGGUUGAGCGUUAUAUUGCUUUUUGUGUUGUUCGUGGAGCUACAGCGCGUGCUCACACAACGGAAAUGCUGCCCGAUUAAUCUCACACUCAAAUUCUUAAUUAGUUUUUUUUUAUUCAUAAUCUUUAAUUUUAAUCUAAAAUUAUUUGUUUUUGGAAGUAUUACAAGACAUUAAGAAGCAGCAAGUCACAGCGAUGUCAACAAGUGUGUGUGAAAGCUUUUGUUAGUUGUGUUGUAAGCUUUGUUGGGCCGCAGUCAAUGAGCUUUCGACCGGCCGGCCGCCCAUUUUGGAUUGGGGCAGUUUUGGCCGGUGGCGACGUUGGCUUAACGCCUGGCAUUUUGUCUGAUUAAGUUGGCUUUGUGCACGCACUCACAACAUAUGUAUUUCUUCUUUUCUUUUUGUUUGUUAUUUACUCAGUCGCGCAAAACACAAGAAAAGUGUCGCAUCCGCUAACUGGAAACAUAUUUAAGCUUAACAAUUUUGAAAAUUUGGUGUUUCAUUUAAUUUUUGCUGUAAUACGAUAUCAUGAAACUAAUUUAAAUAAAAAGUGCUGUUAUUUGUUAACAAACA